Drosophila guanche is the source of this 624-nucleotide messenger RNA. RefSeq names its product protein twisted gastrulation. Bases 190 to 567 code for a protein of 125 amino acids. NCBI's taxonomy places the organism in Eukaryota, Metazoa, Arthropoda, Insecta, Diptera, Drosophilidae. The transcript has 2 exons. The record is from RefSeq and is a predicted model, not a curated record. Gene Ontology annotation, biological process: regulation of BMP signaling pathway.
UCAGUGCAAAAACUAUAGUUUCAUGUGAUUGAUGAAUCAAUUGUCUGUGGGCUGAUAUUCUCAGUGACUCAAUUUCGUAGUUAAAAGUAUAUAAUAUACCAUAAAUGGUCACUGUCCGAUUGCAACGAGCGAAUUUUGGGUCCAGCGUCCAACACUGAUCAUUUGAACAUCUUGAAAAAAAAGUCUGUUAUGGCGGACUUGGCGCAAUUGCAGAGAAAAUCACACGCUGAGGAAUUUGAGGGAGCACCCGCCUUAUUCAGAGCCAUGGCAUCCUCUCCAAACGAUGGCUACACCUACAAUUGGAGCGUCGUAUCAUUUCCGACAGAUGAUUAUGACAGUUACGAUCCAUCCGAGUCCCAGGUCAACUGUACGGUUCUUUAUUUGGAUCAGUGCACAUCCUGGAACAAGUGCCGCCAAACAUGUUUAAAGACUGGAGCCACCAGUUACAGAUGGUUCCACGAUGGCUGUUGCGAAUGUGUGGGCGAACAUUGUGUAAAUUACGGUAUAAAUGAAAGCAGGUGUCGCAUGUGUCCUGAGCCGGGAUCCGAUGACGAAGACGAGGAUUAAAAACAUACAUUUCCGAAUAGUUUUAAGCUGGAAGAAAAUAAAUCUAAAAAUAUUAAA